This is a messenger RNA of Eucalyptus grandis, 1712 nucleotides long. RefSeq names its product ribosomal RNA small subunit methyltransferase E. Gene Ontology annotation, molecular function: rRNA (uridine-N3-)-methyltransferase activity. The record is from RefSeq and is a predicted model, not a curated record. NCBI's taxonomy places the organism in Eukaryota, Viridiplantae, Streptophyta, Magnoliopsida, Myrtales, Myrtaceae. Gene Ontology annotation, biological process: rRNA base methylation. The transcript has 9 exons. Bases 207 to 1094 code for a protein of 295 amino acids.
AUCGGGGGUAAAUUCAAACAAAAGUGUUCCGAGGUCGAUUUAAUAAAGAAAAAGGGAUUUAAUAAUUAUUUAAAUAUCAAAUGAUCUGAAGAGAGGAAAAAGAACAAACAAGAGGGAGCGAAACGAGCAUUGGAGUAGAUUCUCCCCAGAACGAAGCAGAACUGCUCCGGAGCUUGAGAGCUCUGGGAAACAAAGGGAAGAUCCGAAUGCAAGCUCAUCGACCCACGUUCCACCGCUUUGCCGCCCUCUCGAACCGAUGGCGGCACCGGACGUCGUGCAAGUUCCGAGCUUUCUGUAGCUCCUCUUCUUCUUCUUCUUCUUCCUCGGAUUACUCCAACCGGUCUCGCGGUGGGCUCCCUCGCUUCUUCUCCGACGUCCUCCCUCCUUCCGAGGGUGGGGUUGUUCGCGUGCAGGGAGAUGAAUUCUGGCAUAUGACCAAAGUGUUGAGGUUGAGUACCAACGACAGGGUAGAGCUCUUCAAUGGGAAGGGAGGAUUAGUGAGGGGGAACAUUCAGAGCGUUGAUCGGGCUGGAUUGGACUUCGUGGCUCAGGAAGACCCGAAAACGGUCCCUCCUCAGAUGCCGCAGUGGCAUGUAUUUGCUGCUUUUGGAACUCUAAAGGGGGGUCGAGCUGAUUGGCUUGUUGAGAAAUGUACGGAGCUGGGGGCGAGCAGUGUAACUCCUCUGCUGACUGAGCGAUCUCCUUCAGUCUCAGAAAAUAGGGUUGACAGGCUACAACGGCUCAUCUUAGCUGCAUCAAAGCAAUGUCAGCGGCUUCAUGAAAUGGUACUUAAUCCUCCACAAAAAAUCAAUGACAUUCUACCUCAUAUUCAGAAGUCAAAGCUAUCUUUACUCGCUGUUGCAGAAGCUCCUUCUCUUAUGAGUGCAUUGACUUCAAGCAGAAUUGAACCUGAUGGGAUUAUGAUUGUUGGACCUGAAGGAGAUUUUACUGAGAAAGAACUGAGUAAACUGAUGGAAGCAGGUGCUACUGCUGUUGGCCUAGGGCCACAUCGCCUACGGGUAGAAACUGCCACAAUAGCCCUUCUGGCAACGCUCAUGUUAUGGUCUGAUCAUCAUCAAGUGACUAAAGCUUGAUUGCUUGUUCAUGCCAGCAUCUUCCUCCCGCUUGGUGCUUAUAUCACCCAUGUCAAAAGGAUGAAGCACCGAGCAUGUAUGUUGCAGAUGAAGCUCCACUUAUUAAAUCACAUUUUAACUUGUACUCAGGAUCAGUGGAAGAGAAGACUUACUCGGAGAUGCGGCAUUCCAUUUGCAGCUGCACCAGUGAGGUGAUUAGAAUUCAGAUUACUGUUUAGUAGACAUGGAUGAAAGACCGCAGUGUCGUUUAAGAGAUAAUUAGCUGUUCUUUUUUCUUCUUCUUUUCUUUUCUUUUUUCUCCAAGAAAGAAGCCAAUUUGAUGAGGCAGUGAUCUAUCUAGAAAUCUUGAACAAAAGGGGUUAGCAAAGGUCAAAGCUCAGGCCAGUAUUGUCGUCGAUGUUGCUUUUGGCUCAGGGAUGGGGAAAAUUCAAUGUGUUUGACUCUCAGGUUUUGGCAGGCGGAGGAUGUGAAUGCCGGGUGCAUUUGUGGAAAACUAUGAGAGAGCGUGUGGAGUCCAAGUGCCGUUUCCAUUCACGAUGUUGUUGUCCGUAUUUGGUGGGCGGUGGUUUCGAUUAACUGAGGUUGGGUGGUAAUGUAACGUGAUCGUUUUGGUCAGCA